AUGUCAACUCGCCAAGUUCAGACUUCCCGUAUCGUUGAAAAAAAGGAUGCAGAGGAAAGCUUUCAGAACGACAAACUCCUAUAUUAUCGCCUCCAGAGCCUAGAAGAACAUCCGGCAGCUCUAUCACAGGCACAAGAACGGCUCAUCCAGCUACUCGACAUCUCGGUCGAUUCUGCCCUACAAUCGACGACGCCUAAUCUUUUGUCAGUUCCUGAAUUCUGCCUACAGUCUUUGAAAGCAUAUCUAGCCGACGUAGAAGAUGCCACUGUUGAUGCAUGGACAUCAUACCUUAAACGACGGUCAUCAGGGGGGCCCCGUGAGCUUUUCCAUACAAGCGAAUCUGCAAAACAAUGGCUACGACUGUCCGCGCCAGUGAAGUGCGUCGACGGAGCUUGGUUGUCCAGGAUCCAUCACGCCCGAACUCCCGAGAGACUGCGGCCAUCUACCCGGAUUGCUUGGCAGAUAUUAUCAGAAGAGUUGGGUGAUGGUAUUCUGGAGAGAAACCACGUGUAUAUCUAUUCAAAACUGCUACAAAGCGUAGAUCUUGAUCUCGGGCCGGGAAAUACCGCACGGUUUAUAGAACUAGCCUCAGAUCCUGAUCGUAAUGAGCGAGUAUGGACAGCAGCAGUUGCUCAAUUGGCUCUUGGAUUCUUGGCCGACAACUUCCUCCCGGAAAUUUUAGGCUUCAAUAUGGCGUACGAAGCUGCGACGAUUGAGACGUUGAUAUGUGCUUAUGAGCUUAAAGAAAUUGGGAUGGAUCCCGAAUAUUUCAACAUGCAUAUCACGAUUGAUAAUGCGGAUUCGGGCCAUACUGCUAUGGCAACUCAGGCUGUUAUAAGGUUUAUUGGUGCACUUAAGCCCUCUGAGGCACUCCAGUCAUGGAAACGAAUACAAGCUGGUUAUCUCUUGGCGAAAACGUUACCGGUUGCUCCUGUACUAGUCAGCAAACACAGGGAAGAAGUUUUGAACAUAUUCUCUAAGAAGUGCAAUCCAGCGAGAGAGUUACACCGACGCUGUACGGCGCGAAUUGGAAGAUUAAACGGGAAAAGAUUGGGGGAGUGGUUAAACCCAGUCCUUUGGGAGACUCAAAAAGAUAUGUUUCUCUCGUCUUUGGCGCAAUCAAAAUGGAUUGUUCCAGGGAACCCCAGAGACAGCAACCUGGUUAGGCAAAUGGGCUGGGGUGGCAGGAUGUUUGGAGCGUUUACUUUGAGGGAGAAAGCUAAGGUCGAAGAAUGGAUUCGCAAUAUGACCUCAAAGCACGAAGAAAGUGGGAUUAAACACGAAUCGGUACGUAGCAUAGCAUUCGUCGCAACUUGCUCGCUUGCUAUUUUUACACACGAUACCAAUGAGCCAGUAGCUGCUGGUGGAAGGGAGAGUAUCGACAAGGACCACAAUGUCAUCCUAUGGAUGGACCAAAGAGCUAAACAAGAGGCUGAGGCCAUCAACAAGACGCAGCAUGAGCUCUUAAAAUACUUUGGUGGCUCGAUAUCAGUUCUCAUGGAGUUGCCCAAGAUCUUGUGGUUGAAGCACCACAUGUCCGAAGCCGACUUUGGAAGGUGCAAAUUCUACGACCUGAACGAUGCGCUAACGUAUAUCGCCACGGGAAACCAGAUAUUUCCUUGCACUGAAAAUUGUACUCGAAACGCAUUGCAUAUUGGUGUGGAUGGCACGGCAAAAGGAUGGAGCCGAGAAUUUUUGGAAGCUGUACAACUCGAAAUCCUAGCUGCAGAUGAUUUUAAAAGAGUUGGAGGGGUGUGUCGAAUAAUUAUAACCAUCAUCAUUUUUCAAGUCGCUAACCUCAUCAUGGCUCCGUUGAAGAUUGCUGUGUUAGAUGACUAUCAAAAACUCUCUCAGAACCCGUUCAAGGAUUUACCGCCCUCCGGGUAUGAGGUGGUAAUAUUCACCGAUACUCUACUUCCGUAUAACCACCAUAAUACACCUCAAGAUGCCAAAGAUGCACUAGUUAAGCGUCUUGAGCCGUUCGACAUUAUUUCUUCGAUGAGAGAACGAACACCAUUUCCGGGAGAACUUAUCAAUCGGCUCCCAAAUCUGAAACUCCUCCUUACUACCGGUGGUCAUAAUGCAUCCAUCAACGUGAAGGCAUGUUCCCAGCGCGGCAUCCCUGUGGCUGGUACUUAUGCGAAAGGGCCAAGUCCAGACUCUACGACUCAGCAUUGUGUCGCAUUGAUUCUUGCGCUUGCGAGAAACAUCCCGCAAGACGAUGCUAUCAUGAAAUCCGGAGGUUGGCAGACAACUUUCGCAACGGGAUUGGCAGGGAAGGUAUACGGCAGCAUCGGCCUUGGUAGAUUAGGAGUGUCCGUCUCGAGGAUUAUGCACGUAGCCUUUGGGAUGAAGAUCGUGGCAUGGAGCCCAAACUUGACUCAGGAAGUUGCCGAUGAGAAAGCCAAAGCUGCUAGAUUGCCCGUCGAGGACGAAAACGGAGAGAAGACGUUUAAGGUAGUUACUCGGGAUGAAUUGUUCUCGUCUGCGGAUGUAGCUACUGUCCAGCUGGUUCUUUCAGACCGGUCUAGAGGUUUAAUAACGGCAAAUGAUUUAGGAAAAAUGAAGAAUUCGGCGCUAUUCAUAAAUACUUCAAGAGGUCCGAUAGUGGUGGAAGAGGAUUUACUCAAGGUAGCUAAGAAGGGAUCAAUACGUGGCAUAGGGAUUGAUGUGUACGAAAUUGAGCCAUUGCCUACGGCUAGCGAGUGGAGGACGACGAGAUGGGGAGAAGGAGGUAGAAGUCGGGUAGUUUUAACACCGCACAUGGGCUACGUUGAGGAAGAAAAUAUUACAGAGUGGUAUCAACAGCAGGUGCAAAACAUAUUACGAUGGCAGAAGGGUGAAGCAUUGGCCACUAUUUUCAGUGAUAAUGGACACUAA
Daldinia childiae is the source of this 2880-nucleotide messenger RNA. RefSeq lists its product as uncharacterized. The transcript is spliced from 4 exons. Bases 1 to 2880 code for a protein of 959 amino acids. The record is from RefSeq and is a predicted model, not a curated record. Gene Ontology annotation, molecular function: oxidoreductase activity, acting on the CH-OH group of donors, NAD or NADP as acceptor; NAD binding. Lineage: Eukaryota; Fungi; Ascomycota; Sordariomycetes; Xylariales; Hypoxylaceae.